AUGGCUGAACAGGGCUCUGCUGACCCUGCCGCCUUGGAGUUCCGUUGCCUCUGCGGGAGUUCCUUCCCGACGGCCCAACUGCUGUACGACCAUGCCUACGAAAACGGGCAUCUCUUUCUUUGCUGUUGCGGAGAACUGCUUGGCCACAGGAAUUAUUUCAGGGCACAUCGACGAUCGGAUCCUGGUGGCCGGCACGUCUUGACGAAGCUCCAACUUUCUCCAAACUGGAAAGACGACUUGUGUCCGGUCACGCACAUUGUGCGACGAAACGCAAAGGGCAAACGAGUCCAAGCACUUCGCAAAUGCAGACUGUGCCCGAAAAAGAAGUUCUACGAUACAAGUACGCUGCUCACCCAUGUCGCGAAUAAGCACCCGGCACACGAGAUGAAGCUCGACAUCGGUGGCAAUGCGUAUCCUCUUCCCGCCGGAUGCGUCGGUAGAACCGACACAUCACCCAUAGUACCGCCGUCUCCUGAGGUCGGAUUCCCGAGAUGCCCUUACAGUCCAAACAGGAGGUUUUUGACCCAGGACGGUCUGCAGCAGCACUUAAGCCUCCACCACUGCGACAUCAAAUCAACCAGCGAUCCUUCAGAAGCUUCCUCGGACCCAUUGGAGCACCUCAACUGUCCCACAGGCGCAUCGGAGUGUGAUGAUCCUUUCGAAGAUGGGGAGUUGUGUUCGGCACUUGCUCAGAUUACCCUGGCGAUGAAAGACUCCAGCAGCGAUGAGCAUAUGACGACAUGUGCAUCUCCUAGCUCGAGCGAAGAGCACGAAGAGCACAGUCUCAACCAUUAUGACCCGAUCAAGGAGUACGACUGCGCUGAAUGCUGCAACAAGUUCCCCAGUGCCCAUGCCUGCGCCAUACACCACCAACUUCACAACGUGACGGGCUACACAUGUGUCGCCUGCGAGAACUUCUUCAGCUCAGAAGAAGACUUUGCGGACCUUUGCAACCGAGAACUGAGUGCAACAAUGUUUUCGGGUCUCAGCAAGCCUUCGUCAAGCACUGCGAGUCACACGAUCCAGUACGCUACGCGUGUCAGCAUUGCCCUUCUUCUUGCGACUCUCAUGAAGAAUGGACCGGACACUGCGCGCUGA
Saxophila tyrrhenica is the source of this 1098-nucleotide messenger RNA. RefSeq lists its product as uncharacterized. Bases 1 to 1098 code for a protein of 365 amino acids. Lineage: Eukaryota; Fungi; Ascomycota; Dothideomycetes; Mycosphaerellales; Extremaceae. The record is from RefSeq and is a predicted model, not a curated record. The transcript has 2 exons.